CUUUUCAGUUGCUGUUACAUUUGUUGUGGGCAGGUUCUGUUGGAUUGCAGCAAUCUGCUUGAAAUAGGAUCAGAAAUUGUGAAAUGCAAUACAAAAUUCCUCAGGGGGUCCAUGAAGAUGGUCGUUCCUGGGAGCACCAGUGUAAUUCAGCCGGACCAUAGCCUUGGGACGGAAUUGAGCCGAAGCUCAGCAGAGAAUUCAGUGAUGGGUCCUGAUACAGAGUCAAUGGCUGAUCAGGUGGGCCCUGAGCUGGAAGAAGUGAGGAAAUUGCAAGAGCUUGUGAGGAGGCUUGAGCUCCAGAACCAGCAGCUGAGAACUAGAAGCUUGCGAAGUGUGCCGGAGGCCAAAAUGCUGAGCCAAGCUGAUGCUGGAGUGGAUAAUUGCAAUUCCAGGCUCAACGGCAUGGAAAUGAAUAAUAGCAUCAACGUACUAAUGGAUAAGCAGGAACUGCAAAUCGUGGCAGACCUGCAUUCAGCCCUGAGUAAAAUAAGGUCAGACGCAGAGGAAAGUGGUAAGUUCUUUAAAAAGGAUGCAGAGGAGAGCACAAUACAUCACGGUUGUGAAAACAUUUCUGACCAACAGCCCUCCAGCACAAAGUUUGUGAGCAGUACCCAGACGCAGAAUAGCGAUGCUAACACAAACGACGUCCCUCGUUGGGAUUGCAACCCCACGGUUUUGCUAGAAGAUUUUGCCACAUCUGUUGAGCCAGUGCUGCAAAUGAAGGAAGCCAACACAAACGCGGAAGAUCCCUUGGAUGAAACAGCUCUGGAUGAAGUGGAAUUACUGGAGUUAGAGAAUGGCAGCGAUGAAGAGGACAGCUG
Thamnophis sirtalis is the source of this 821-nucleotide messenger RNA. The record is from RefSeq and is a predicted model, not a curated record. Lineage: Eukaryota; Metazoa; Chordata; Lepidosauria; Squamata; Natricidae.